This is a messenger RNA of Struthio camelus australis, 10310 nucleotides long. NCBI's taxonomy places the organism in Eukaryota, Metazoa, Chordata, Aves, Struthioniformes, Struthionidae. The record is from RefSeq and is a predicted model, not a curated record.
UUCCAGUGUUUUCCCCUGCGCUUGUGGUGACGAGAAGAGCUGGAAUCCCUCACAUAAACCUCUAAAGAUGAAGGCAGCAGAUGAGCCUGCCUACCUGACAGUGGGAACUGAUGUCAGUGCCAAGUACCGUGGUGCCUUUUGUGAGGCAAAGAUUAAGACAGUGAAAAGACUUGUGAAAGUCAAGGUGGUCCUGAAGGGGGAUAACUCAACUCAGUUAGUGCAAGAUGACCAAGUGAAAGGACCUCUAAGAGUUGGUGCAAUGGUUGAAACUAAAAUGCCUGAUGGAUCCUUCCAAGAAGCUGUUAUUAGCAAGUUAACAGAUGCUAGUUGGUAUACUGUAGUUUUUGAUGAUGGUGAUGAAAGGACCUUGAGACGAACUUCAUUAUGCUUGAAGGGAGAAAGGCACUUUGCAGAAAGUGAGACGCUUGACCAGCUGCCACUAACCAAUCCAGAGCACUUUGGAACACCAGUUAUUGGGAAGAAAUCUAAUAGAGGAAGAAGAUCAUCUCUUCCUGUAACUGAAGAUGAAAAAGAGGAAGAAAGUAGUGAAGAAGAGGAUGAAGAUAAAAAGCGUCUCAGUGAUGAAUUACUUGGCAAAGUUGUGAGUGUGACUUGUUGUUCUGAGAAGGCAGACUGGUAUCCAGCUUUGGUUGUAUCUCCCAGCUGUAAUGAUGAUGUCACAGUGAAGAAGGACCAGUGUUUAGUUCGAUCCUUUGCAGAUUCGAAAUUUUACUCAGUAGCAAGGAAAGACCUUAAAGAACUAGAUGUUCUAAGCUUACCAAAGUCUGAGUCCUCUACUAAGAAAGGGUUACAGGAAGCAAGCACGUUCUUCAACACAAAAGGUGUUCCUCGUAACUGGAAAAUGGACAUAAGUGAAAUUCUGGAAUCGUCUAGCAGUGAUGAGGAAGAUGGAGCUGCUGCAGAAACUGAUGAAGAGCAAGAAAAAGGAGAAGAAAAAACUGAAGAAGUAGUGCCUGAGGAAGAGCUUGAUCCUGAAGAGAGGGACAACUUCCUCCAACAGCUUUAUAAGUUUAUGGAAGACAGAGGUACUCCUAUCAAUAAGCCACCUGUUCUGGGCUACAAGGACCUUAAUCUUUUCAAACUUUUUAGAUUGGUGUAUCAGCAGGGCGGGUGUGACAAUAUUGAGAGUGGUGCUGUAUGGAAGCAAAUUUAUAUGGACCUUGGCAUUCCUAUUUUGAAUUCAGCUGCUUCCUACAAUGUAAAAACUGCUUAUAGAAAGUAUCUUUAUGGUUUUGAAGAGUACUGCCGUUCUGCAAACAUUGAGUUUAGGACUAUCCAUCACAAUGAACCAAAAGUGGUAGAAGACAUAGAGAAACACGAAGAACCAAUGGAGGAAAGUGUAAAAGAAGAACAAAACAUGUCCCCAACAGAAGUAAAGAAAGAAGUAGAAGAAAAUUAUUCCAGCAGUGAAAGUGAAAAAGAAGAAAUAGAAGUAAGAUCCCCAAGGGGGCGGAGAAGACUUGCCCGUGAUACAACCCCUGCUAAAAAAGAUAGUGAAGAGGAUAAAACACAAGACAAAUUAAAAGACUAUAAUAAAGAAAAUAAAGAUAUAGAGGAAACAGCACCUGAGACUGCAGAAAAAAAAGAAAAUGAAACUCCACUAGGGAGAAAAAGUACACCAAAGCAAAAAGAGAAAAAAAUGAAAAAACAGGAGGAAUCUGACAAAGAGUCUGAUGAAGAAGAAGAGAGGCAGAGGGAGAGGGAGGAAAUUGAAAACAAAGGAGACUCAGAAGGCGAAGAGGAUGAGGAGGAUGCAGAGCCCUGCCUGACUGGAACCAAAGUGAAAGUAAAAUACGGACGUGGGAAAACUCAGAAAAUUUAUGAAGCUAGUAUUAAAAGCACAGAAAUUGAUGAUGGAGAGGUUUUAUAUUUAGUUCAUUACUAUGGUUGGAAUGUAAGAUAUGAUGAAUGGGUGAAAGCUGAUCGGAUUAUCUGGCCUUUGGACAAAGGAGGACCAAAGAGAAAGCAGAAGAAAAAAGCAAAAAAUAAAGAUGACAGUGAAAAAGAUGAAAAGAAAGAUGAGGAGAAACAAAAGUCAAAGCGUGGGCGACCUCCUCUGAAAUCUACUCUUCUAUCAAACACAUCUUGCAGUUUAUCCAAAACACCGAAUAGUGAAGGUAAAUCAGGAGCCAGAAGUGCACGGAGCAAUUUGUCAGAUUCCUCGCCACUACCAAAUGGACUAGAAGCAGCACCUCGCAGGCAGACGAGACGUAGCUCAGGAAUGUUUGAUUCUGAUAGAGGAUCAAACGAAUCUGGCUCAUCUGACAGUGAAGCAGAUGAGUCAUCUGAGAAGAUUUUGAAUGAAGAAUUUUCUCCAGAAACUUCAGAACUGGAAAAAAAUGAGAAACUAAAUGAUGAGAAGCUAGAUGAAGAAAACCCAAAGAUUCCUCAUGCAUUGAAAGAAAAUGACAGGUCUCAAGUACAGCCAUUAGAAACACUGAAACUGGAAGUUGAAGAAAGUGAACAAAUUGUUCAGAUUUUUGGAAAUAAAACAGAACAAAUGGAAGAAAUCAAAAGAGAGGCUGAAAAAUCACCGAAAGGGAAAGGCAGAAGGAGCAAGACAAAAGAUCCCUGUUUAGAGAAUACAAGGAUUUCACCGGGAAGCCAAGAAGAGGUAGCAAAUGAAUCUCUUGUAGAAUCUGAAAGAUUAGACAUGUCUUCCGUGGACUGUAGAGAGAUUUCCAGCACUACUGAAAGCGAAACAGAACUUUGUACAAAAGAUAAGAAACUUAUGAAAAGGAAAACUGUGGAGCAGGCAUCACCUGAGAAGAGAAAUCGACGUGAGAGUGAGAUGGAAGUGCCAAAUAUUGUAUCUGAAGAGAGGACCAAUGAAUGUACUGGAGCAGAGGAAUGUAAAGGGUUGAAUGCUGAAGAGUCGCUCAGAACUGAAAAUGAGGAAAUGCCAUCCUUAGUGGCAGAAUCAGUUCAGCAUGGUCAAGAACUGAGGAAUGAAAACUAUGAAUGUCGGUCUGAAGAAAAUGAGAAUGUUCCCUUAAAAGAUGAGGAUGAUGCAAUGCCUCAGAUUGGUCCCGAAACUUUACUCUGCCAUGAAGUAGACUUGGAUGACUUGGAUGAAAAGGAGAAGAGCAGUAGUGAGGAUACCGUAUCAGAAAAGCCAGACCCUAAUGCUUCAAAUUCAAAUCAGUCUGCCUUACCCCCUGCUGUCCAUUCGAGCUUUUCAGUGGCUUCACCUCUUACUCUUAGUCAGGAUGAAUCGCGCAGUAUCAAAAGUGAGAGUGACAUGACUAUUGAAGUUGACAGUGUGGCAGAAGAAUCUCAAGAAGGUCUCUGUGAAAGCGAGUCUGCUAAUGGAUUUGAAGCCAGUACUACAUCGAGCAGUUGUAGUAUAGCAGUGCAAGAGAGAGAGAUUGGAGAAAAGGGUCAAAAAAGACCCAGUGAUAGCAAUAGUGGAACUCUGGCAAAAAAACAAAAGCGUACUCCAAAGCGAACAAGUGCUGCAGCCAAAAAUGAAAAAAAUGGAACAGGACAAAGUAGCGACAGUGAAGACCUUCCUGUCCUGGACAGUGCAAGUAAAUGUACUCCUGUAAAACACAUAAAUGCAUCCAAACCACAGAAGAUUUCUCGAUCACCUGCAAGAGUGAUUUCACCUCACAUCAAAGAUGGAGAAAAGGAUAAACACAGAGAGAAACACCACCACCAGAAUGCUUCCCCUAGAGUGUACAAGUGGAGUUUUCAGCUCAAUGAACUAGACAAUAUGAGUAGCACUGAAAGGAUCUCCUUCUUGCAAGAAAAACUACAGGAAAUCCGAAAAUGUUAUAUGUCUCUGAAGUCAGAAGUAGCAACCAUAGACAGGAGAAGAAAACGAUUAAAAAAGAAAGAUAGAGAAGUGUCACAUACAGGAGCAUCCAUGUCAUCUGCUUCAUCAGACACUGGAAUGAGUCCAUCAUCAUCUUCUCCUCCACAAAACGUGCUUGCUGUAGAAUGCAGGUGAUACACAUUUCUCUGCCUUGCCAGCAACUUGCUGCCAUGGACAUAAAUUCUGAAAUUCAACCACAGAAAGCACUCAACUGGUUUGACAUUGCCAAGUAUAUUCUGUACACACUUCCACUGCUGGACUGUAUCUGUUCUCCCCUCCUACCCUCUUUUUUUGUUUGUUUGUUUAAUUUACUGUUCAGAGAAAUUAAGCUCAUUGCUAACUGAAGGUUUGUAGGCACAAUGUGACAUGCUUGUCAUUGUGUUUGUUUUUGUUUUGUUUUUUUGUUAAUACAGAGAAAGGGCACUUAUCAAAUUUGAAAAGUUAUGUCCAAUGAAGCAUUCAGGUGUUCUAGGGAGAUCAUAGAAAAGCAAGUGCACCAAGCAGACAUCAGAAUAUUAUCAAAAAGAAUUGAGUAACUGCUGCACUUUCACCGAGCUGUAUGUUAACUCUUGGUGAGUAGUUCCUCUUUGUGGAAGCACUUGCUAUACAGAACUGCCAAAGUAUGUGUUCAGCAAUGUGCCCAGUUAUAAAGGUGUAAAUGGGACAAAAUAAAUUGUGAAAGGAAGUGUAGUUGACUGAAAACUACAGUUGUAAUAAGUCUUCCACUUUUUAUAGGAUUUUUGAGCACACAAUUAUGCAAAUAUUUUAAUGUUUAUUAAUGUUUACAGUGGAAUUGUGAAUAGGUUUUCAGUGGACUAUCUUAUCCCUUGACAAAAAUAUUUUGUCUUUUUUCUAUGUAAUUUCAGAGUUUUUAUUUUGUUACAAAAAGACGAAAAAUGAAAUAUAUAACAACAAUGAAGUUAUUUAACAAGAUUUCUAAAGCUGAAAUUUUUGUGUAAAAUAAGGUAUCUUGCAACUUGUUAAAUAUAUUUAUUCAGACAUUGGAUGUUGUAUUUUUAUGUAUUUUUUAAAAUAUUAAUAAAAUUGGAAAAAAAAAAUAGGUUAGUUCACUCUUUCGAUAAAACGUACCUAUCAGUUAUGGCUCUUACAGGAGGUUUUAUCCAGAAGCCAUGCCUACAUUUAAAGUGGGUCUGUCUGUGUAUCCUCCACAACAUAGAUCUGUAACCGGGCAUCUGGAUUAAACUAUGACUUUAUUUGGAAACUUUGGCAGUCCUAGUACUUAACAUUGUUUUGAGGAACAAAAUUUAUUGGGUUGCCCUUAAGAUACUUUGUCACAAGUUUUUAUGUUUGCUAUACUGCCGAAUGAAUUUAUAUCUCCCAAAGUUGAGAUGCAACAAUAAAGUAAAGCAACUGUGUAUGCUUUGUCUGUGGAUUGUCCCACAGACAGAUACAGUUUGUAAAUAACUUCCAAAACCAUGUAUUUAAAACAGUUUGCAUAUACAUUAUGUAUAAAGGUGAUUUUUUUAUCAAUUUUUUUAUUCAUGUUUGUACAUUGAAAGGGGUUCUUAACCCCCUUUUCUGUGUUUAAUAUGCUGUAGAGUAAUAACAUAGAUGCUCUAGACUGUAUAUCAGGAUAUUCUGGUUCACACGGCAGAAAGUCAGAACGAAACACUAGUGAUGGAGUAGCAUUACUAAAAUUGAUGUUUCUUGAAACUUCAUUUUACAACAUUUGUCAACUUGUGAUUCCAAUUCCUUCCAUUUUCGCAGAAAAUUAAAGAAAAAGUACUCUUGUAAAUGCACUUUUUCUGUCUUUUCUUAAGCAAAGCAGAACUAUUUCAAUGUAAGAUAAAUAUGGAGCUCACUAGACAGCAUUAAUAAAGGCCAUGUUUUAAACAUAGGCUUUAUAUUCUAUUUUUAUUUAAAUGAUUGCUGUUGUAAAUGUCCAAACUUACUUACCUAAAUAGGAAAAUUAUUCUUCAUAAAUUGUUGUAAAGACUUUAUUCAGAGCUAACUUUUACUGUUAAUCUUAUAAUAGCUAUGAAUAAAAAGCAAUACUCAUUUUAAAAGAACUAACAUGGGUCCCAUUUUCUCAAAUUAUCUUCCAUGUUUAAUAUUUGCAGAAGUACAUUUUAAUUUCAGUGAAAUGAUAGGGAUUAAUUUUUAUCUUACGCAGAUAUCAAACUCCUGUUUACAGAGGCUACAAAAAUCUUAAAAUAAGCAGGCAUUUACACACAUACUCGACAUGUGUACAUGAUGGAUGAGCUCCUAACAGUCUUUACUUCAGCGUAGAUGUUCCAAACGUAUACACUGACUGCUUCUCCUUAUCUUUUAGGAAUCUUUAAAAUGUUGCAAGGAUAUUGAAGGUAUGGUUCCAUCACACACACAAAUACAAUCUAACAGAUGGCUGCCCCUUGAAACAGGGAAGACUUUCUUCCUUCUUCCCUGUUUCCAGCUGCUUACCUUGCACUAGUACUCGUUGGACACCCCUGUCCCCCCUGCCCCACCACCAUAAGAACUAACAUUACUAUCCUUGCAGAAAACUAAACCUGCAGAAAAAGUGGAUGACUUUCUGGCGAGCCUCUAGCAUGUUACUGAUUUCCUAGUUUUAUCUUCCUGGCAAGAAGCAUAUCAGUUGGCCAGAUUAUUCAGUAGAUGUUUAAACAGUGGGUGGUUUUUUUUUUUGUUAUGUCAUAAGAAACUAUAGGGAAGGGAAAAGUACUACGUAACAUGGUAUUAUCCUGUACUAAAAGGGAAAUCAACAACAAACCCUACUAGGUCUUUCAUUCCUAACUCCCGUUAUAAUCCUUUCACUUCUGCUUUGUUGACAUAAAAUUAAUUCCAAAGUAUCUUCCAAUGCCUUGAAUGUUUAUGCUGUUGAGGGCAGAGUAAUUAUGAUUACACUGGGAAAAAAAAAAAAUGAAAGAUUGGAUAUAGUGUUUGCAGGAGCAGUUAAAAAUAAAGCACGCUCUUGGCAGUCUUCUCUCUUAUUCUGCCUUUUAAUCUUCUGUGGUUUUCUCAAAAUUAUAUACUUUAGCUGAAGGUGAGCUAGGAGGGGAAAAAUGCAAAGAAUUACAGGAUAAAAAUCUGCUGUUAGAAUUGUUAAAAAGAACAGUACUGUAAGAAAAUUCAGACCUUUCCCCCACUUUCUGCAGUUUAUACAAAGAGCUAUCAGAUCUCUGGCAGAUACAUUGCUUUAGACGAUAUUAGUGUGCGUCGGAAAUUUGGAGAAUGUAUUUAACAGUAGUCAGAACACUUAGCAUCUUGCGAAUAGGUGGCUGCUUUUGUUUUUGAUACUACUCAGUAUUACCUUAUAUUAGCAUAGUAAAAAGCCAAUAUAACCCCAACUUAAACAUUUUGUAUGCAAGGAUAUAAGGUGAGAAAAGAUUAGUUUCUUUACUUGUUUUAGCUUUACUUUCCUUCCAUAAAAGUGUAUGCAACCUACUUAUAUACUAAUGACUUUUUAUUUUAACUUGAAUGUAUAAAUUCCCAGUUAAAUCUCUCCUUGUUUCUGUUUCCUCCAUCAGAUUGCUUGCAUUUGAGAAACUUUCUCUUGCCUAAUCAGUCUGAAUAGAUCACACAGGAGAAGCAAAGAUGUUGGAACAACAUUAAUAAAUCAUUAUUUCAACAGAAGUUAAACAGACUUUCAGUAACAGGAGUAAAAGAAAAUUGUAACAAGGAUAAAGAAAAGUGUGUAUGUUCAUGGAGUAUAAUAUAUUUGACUUUUGCAGGCAGAAGCAGAGACCUUUAAUUUGAAGAACAGCAGUAGAGGAGAACAAGUGAUGAAAUCACUUCUUCACUGUUCAUGGUAUUUUGCACGUAUCCCUUUUUUUUUUUUUUUUCCUUUUAAGAUGUAUUAAUAACAUAAUCUAGGCAACAGCUUUUUAAGGGUGGUAUAUACUCUUUUAUUUUACCUGUAGGGAGGCCGCAUAGUAAUGACUACCAGAAUUACACAGGAUCGCUUUGGUGGAGAGCUGGAAAGAGAAUCCGAAUCUUAGGAUUCUUGGUUUCUGUAUCUCAAUCAGACUGUCAAGCCUUCCACUCCUAGCCUUCUUUCUCCAAAUAUGUUUGUGAAGAUGAAAUUUUACACACACAAAAAAAUGGUUGUCGAAGAGCAUUUUAUUAGAAGAAUUUUUUUCCCUGGUAAAAAUACUCUUGCAUUUCUGAGGAGGCCAGAUGGCUUUUCUGGACAACAUUUAUUUGAAUCCUUUUACAGUAGUAUGUCUAAGAAAUGCUGUUUUAAGCAAACUUAUGGGAGAGUUCGGUUUGAUAGCUUGAAACAAAUCUGAUCAACCAACCCGAAGACAGAUCGACAAGCUGAAACAAAAGAUGAGUAUUAGCAAAGUAUGUUGAGCUGUUUACUUCACUAAGGCUCUUGUAUUUUGCAGAUUUUGUGCACUAAGGUUUUGGUUAUUUUUAGAUCUCCAUACUCAGGAUUUUAUUCUUUGCUACAAUAUGCAGGAUAAGGAUUACCUCUGGAGAUGUGCAGAAUAGAGCAGCAAAGCAGUGGAACCUACGGGGAUGCUGCCAGCAGCUGACUCACCAAAAUUCCAGGGCCUGGAAAACGGACUGCAGCUAGCUCACACUCUCCUCUAUUUAUCAACCUAUUGCUCUCAAGUUUUGAGGAAAUCUCUCAUUCUGUCGUAUUAUCUUCCUUCAGACAGGAGGAUUUUUGAAGGAUGUUCUCUUAAAUGCUGUGCUGGGAGAGUUUAAAAUUAUUCACCUGUAUUAAUUACCACCGAUUAGCUGGCACUUAUUGGUAUAUAUUUAUUUCCUUUAAAAAUCUAUGAGUUUCUAAAAUUCAACAAGAAUUUAUUAGUCAUCCACUGCUUUGGAAGAAUAUGUAAAUUUAAUUUUUCUUGUUAAUGGUCUGAAAAUGUGUUUGUUUUAAUGUGGUUUGAUGGUGGAUUUUAUGAUUAGUCACGGGUCAUGGGCAAAUAUUGUGUUGUCAUUCAAAGAAAACUGAAAAGAUAGGACAAUCUUACUUGUGAAAGUGGACCAUUCCUCAUCGUUUCUAAGAUUAGGACUUUUCUGGCUUUUGUUUAAAUUAUCUCAGUCCUAUUGAUGGUGCUGCUCUUGCUCCUGAAGUGGCAUCCUCCCAUUUUCAGAGAAAUCCUUUCCGUUUUGGAAGGGGGCUGUUCUGAUAAUUGAUUCUACUUUAGGUUUGUGACUACCUGCAUUUAUAUUUUUCGUACCCUUAUGCUGUUGCUUGUCCUAUACUAGCAGUUUCCAAAAGUGGAAAAGGUGGCUUUCCGGGGUUUUACGGCAUUUGGCUUUAAAACACCAGUACAGCUCACUCAUUGUGAUAAAGGAAACAUGAAGUAUUGUAACUGUUAUUUUCUUUCUUGAUAUUCCAUUAUUUACCAACAAAGAAAAUCAACACUAUAGCUCUUAUCACAGCUGUGAAAAACUGCAGGUUGUUUAUCAGUAGUGUGUUUGCUUAUCUCUCAUUCUGACUGAGCCUCGUUCUUGACAGAAAGAAUUACUUCUUGUUGGCUAUGUCUUUCUGUUUCCUUGCUCUUCAAAGUAACCUAACAGUAUCGUUUCCAUUCCAGCCCUGUCAGUUUCUUAAGAUAUUUCUAAACUACUCUAUUUCUAAUCCCUCAUCUGGGUACAACCUGAUGUACCAUGCCACAUUUGCCAUGAUCCUGCCAGCUAUGCCUGUUACGUAAUAAGGGGUAAGAUGUGGAAUUUUUAUGAAAUACUUUUGUUACAUCACACGAGGGCAUUCUUUUUUUAAAAUGAUCCCCUAGACCUUUUUACAUGUAUGCACAGCUUAAAACCAUAUCCUGAGAAUUACUUACCUUAGGGAUUGGUAAGGCUUAAAACUAUUUGGAAAAAAAUAACAAAGCCCAAAGUCUUGAUGCCUUCUGUUUACACUCUAUUCUCCCACCAUGCAAAUGACCACCUUGUCUAUAUUGUUCACAUGAUUAUUGACACACGCCGGGCACAUAACCCUUCAUUUAAUCAACUCCUACAUGUAGUAUUGCUUUUUAUGGUCCAGUUUCAGAUUCUUUCAUGAUUGCCUGGUUUCAUCUAGUCUCUUAAAAUUUUCUCCAUUGUUCAUUCCUUUUCCUUUUUUUUCAGUUUAUUGCACUGUAAAUUUAAUGACUCAAGCUUUUCUGCCUUUUCAGCUGUUGCCCUCCUGAGUUACUGUAUACCUCUGGGUAUACAGUAUACCACUGUAUGCUUCCUACAGCUACAGGUAAGUGGCACUUCUCCCACAGAAGUGAGUCGUGAGAGGAGCUGCGUUAUCCGUGGUAAACACCAUCUCUUCCAGCUCCUCUGGUGUCUGGCCAUGUCAGGGUCACUUUUGUGCCCUGUCACAAGUUGCAGCAUUUCAGUUCCCUGAGAUAUUCUCCCUUUAUGUAUUUAUGUCUUGAAGGCAGUAAAAUGCUAUAAUAAACCUGUGUUUUGAUGUUUUUCUUUUUUUCUUUCCACAUGUAUUAACUGCAGGAAUUAAAAAGCCCCUGCUUUACCAGGAGCUGAGAAAGAAAAUGCUCGGCUGUAGGAG